ACGUCGUUUUUUGGGGUAUGUAGGAGAAUAGGCGAUGCAUGUAGUGUGUAUACAGUCGUGAACAUAUCCUUGGCCGCUUCUACGUAUUUACAUUGCGAUAGUGAACGGCACAGUGGGGUAUUCGUGCGUGGUGCCAGCUCGGAUAUCUACGCUAAUGCAACGGGUUAUGAGUACUUGCGUUCCGUCCACUGCGGGAUUGGCGACUAUGGUCAUGGGAGGCUAUUACUACGUGACGAUUGGCUUCCCGACGCGGACGAUCGUGGCGCUCAUGGCAAAGGCGUCCCAAGAACACCUCGUGUACCCCGCCGCCCUAACGGGAGGCACACUCGAGCAGCGAACAUGGGUCAUGCUACGAGCAGCGGCAGCUCAUGCGCCAAAGCGGCUGCAAAUGUGUGCCGCCCAGCGUCGUUUCGGUACGGUAUGCUCACAGCGGGCGCUCGAUUUGUCACAAAUUGACUCCUUCACGAUUGCUUCUCCUCAUCACUCCCUUCAUCCUGCUCCUCCCCCUCUUUCCCCUCAUCCCCACUCCCAUCAUUCGCAUCCGCAUCGAUCGCACCCUCAACUUCCAGCGUCCCAUUCUCCACAGCGUUCGCAAAGAGAUGCAGAAGUUCCGGAGGGAUCUGGGUGGCAGAAUCACGUUCGCCUAGUUCGAUGUCUGGUGUGAAUUCUGAGAAAUGAUAGUUGCAGUGAGUCAGUGAUCCGCCAGAUGUUUCGGGCAGAGCUGGAGAAUGAUGGCACUCACGCUUCAAAUACUCAACAACGUCAUCAAGUUCUUCGGCAUACGCCGUUUCGAUCGGCUACAAGCAAACCACCAGCCUGUAAGCAACCCAUCCACCAUCCCAGCAGCCAACACCCGCUAUCCAUUACCCCUCUCCCGGAACGCACCUUCUUCCCCUCGUCA
Molecule: messenger RNA, 901 nt
Organism: Fimicolochytrium jonesii
Lineage: Eukaryota; Fungi; Chytridiomycota; Chytridiomycetes; Spizellomycetales; Powellomycetaceae
Exons: 1
Coding region: 155-664 (169 amino acids)
Source: RefSeq, a predicted model, not a curated record